Molecule: messenger RNA, 507 nt
Organism: Triplophysa dalaica
Lineage: Eukaryota; Metazoa; Chordata; Actinopteri; Cypriniformes; Nemacheilidae
Product: eukaryotic translation initiation factor 4 gamma 1-like
Exons: 4
Coding region: 1-507 (168 amino acids)
Cellular component (GO): eukaryotic translation initiation factor 4F complex
Molecular function (GO): mRNA binding; translation initiation factor activity; protein binding
Source: RefSeq, a predicted model, not a curated record
AUGGUGUAUAAAAAAGCCAUCUCUGAUCCCAGCUCAUCCGGCUCAUACGCCAGCAUGUGCAGAAGUUUAGCCAUGGUGAGAGUUCCUAUGAAGAAUAAGCCCUAUAUAGAUGUGGGCUUCAAAUCUCUCCUGCUCCAGUUCUGUUGGAAGCAGAUUGAAACGGACCAGGACGUAAAAUGCUUAGUUAACAGCAUCAAGUUCUUCAUUGAGCUCUUCAAACAGAAGCUACUGUCAGAGGCCAUUAUGCAAGAGUGUGUUGUCAAAUUGCUAAAACAACAAGAAGGCAAGACACUCAAGUGCCUGUGUCACCUUCUCACCAGUGUGGGUAAAGAGAUGGAUGUUGGGGAAGCAAAGUCUAAAAUGGACGCACACUUCACCCAACUGAAGAACCUGGUGAAGGAGCAAAAAAGGGGAUCUAAGAGAAUCCGUAAUAUGAUGAAGGACGUCCUGGUCCUGAGAAUGAAUGAUUGGGUGCCUCAGGAAACCAAACAGCAGAACGUUUUGUGA